AUAUAAUACAAGCUCUUAAUGAUAUUAAAGAAAAGGCCCCAUAUACACAUGACAAACCAUCUCAAAUUAUCCAAGAUGCCAUCAUCAAUAUGCCUGAGGCAUCCUUCUGCUAUAUGCCAAAUAAUGAAGCUAUCCGUAAACAGAUUUCACGUAUUAGAAAUAAAGAAUUACCUUCUCAUCCCCAAUCAUUAGAAGAUAUUAAUGUUCUGGCCUUAUUACGUACAACUGUUCAGAGAGAACGAUUUCUUGUCAAAGAAAUC
Molecule: messenger RNA, 260 nt
Organism: Racocetra persica
Lineage: Eukaryota; Fungi; Glomeromycota; Glomeromycetes; Diversisporales; Gigasporaceae
Source: the annotation of a GenBank genome assembly